AUGACGGCUGUCGCAAACCCACCGAGUUUCCCGCAGAUCAAUAGGUCGGCAUGGGGAUCUAGUGUCAACCAAGGAGGAAUGAAUGCUAUGAAUGCCGACGAAGUGGCCAGAAUGUUCAUGCCACGGAAAAGCGCUCAGCGCGCCAACUCAUCCUCCUCGAUAACUUCAUUAUCCUCAAACUCAUCCACUUCAUCCACCUCGACGAUAUCGCAACAAGCACCGCAGACUAAUGGUGUACCUACGUCCUCGUCUAAUGAAUCAAACAAUUGGGGACCGGCAGCAGCAGCACGAAAGAAAGUCCCAAGGGUGCAACCGUCAUGGGCUAAUAAAGCAGACUCGAUAGCUGGUUCUAACACGACACGGCCUUCAUCUGCAUUGCCAAAUGGUAAUUCUGGCUCAUCCAUGACUCCAUUACACCAGCCGGCCCCCAUGGUACCAUCACAACACAUUACACCAAAUGGAACACAACAGAUGAGACCCCAAGUCCAACCCGUAGAAGGGGAGCCAAUGCUUUACUUGCUAUCUAUGAAUGGUACUUUUGAUCACAAGAGGAUUUCAGUACCCUUCUACCCGGAUAGCCUAAGAAUUGGACGUCAAACAAAUGCCAAAACAGUACCAUCGCCUGCGAACGGAUUUUUUGAUUCGAAAGUGUUAUCGAGACAACAUGCGGAGAUUUGGGCAGAUCGAAGUGGGAAGAUAUGGAUUCGAGAUGUUAAAUCCUCCAACGGUACCUUCGUGAAUGGAGCGCGUUUAUCAGCCGAAAAUAAGGACUCGGACCCACACGAGUUGCAGUCGCAAGAUCAUCUCGAGCUUGGUAUAGACAUUGUGAGCGAGGACCAGAAGACCGUUGUACAUCAUAAAGUCGCUGCAAAGGUCGAACAUGCGGGUUUUGCGGGCUCGACUAAUAAUCUUCUGGACAUGAACUUUGGCGACUUAAAUCCUGCUAAUGGAGCAAUGAUGUUACCAUCUCAAAACCCGACCAUGAGAGGGAGAAAUGGAAGCCAAAGCUCGAUGGUCAGUAAUGGUCGCAUGGGGCCUGCACCACCUCCAGGUAGCGUAGCUGGGAGUCAAAUGAGUGUCAUGGGCCAGCAACGCCCGAUGAACUUCUGGUUAACUCCCGUUACAACAGAGCAGAUAGUAAAGAGGCUUUCUCACGAAAUGCGGACGGCCCGAUUACAAAAUUCUGAUUUGGGGCGAGCUGACAACUUCUUUGGAGGCCUGCUAUCAAAGGAUAAUGUAAAAGAACAUGAGAGUGCGCCAAAAGUAGAAGCACCUAAACCUGUGGUAGCAAAUGGUUCUUUAUUACCCUUUAGGACUGAAGCAAAAACUCGAUUCUCUGAUCCUCCCGCUCCCCCGCCUCAACAACCUCUUCCCGAAAAGCCAGAUGUUGCCCGUUCUCAUAACUUCGAUCCUGCAUCACCUACCGCUUCUCUGAGAAGAUCUAACACCGAAAAGCAGAGAUCCUUGACAAAUGGCUCCCCGGUCAGAGAAGUCAGCAGUCAAAUAAUUACGUUGGUGGAGGCAUUAGCGUCGGCUAAGAAAGAGAUUGAUUCACAAUGUGCUCGGAUGCGGGAUUUAGAGGAUAUGCUUCAGAAGGAACGGCAGGCACGGGAAACGGCAGAAGAAAUGGCUAAAAGAUUGGAGCUGCAAACCCCGGAGAGUAAAACGAAUGGAAGCGCCAAAUCUGGGACGGAAGGAUCAAUUAUCGAAGAUGCCUUUGAACCACCCUUGGAGGAUUUAUCACCACAGGACAAAGUCAAUACACAUGUCGACGCUAACGGCAUUGCCGACUCAUCCUGUAAGUUAGAACAGCGGCUUGAAAGUAUGCUUUCGGAUAUGCAGGAGCUGCGAUCUCAGAUGGAGUCAUACAAAAAGAGAGCAGAGACUGCCGAAGCAGAAAGAGAUACCAGCCGAAAGACUUUAGCAGAAAUGAUCGCAAAAAUUCGCUCGGAUGAGCAACUUGGAAAAUUGCCUUCAUCUGACCGAUCCAAAUCUCCAUCGAAACAAUUCUCAAACAAAGUUAUCAACGGAGCUGAAAAUGGGGCUGAUUUGAAACUCCACCCACUAAUACGACCAAACGGUAUAAAAUGUACCUCAUCCGAAAAUGAUGAACUUCAUGCAUCGCUCAAAAAUGCGAUCGCUUCUUCGAAACAUACCGGCCACGAUCCCCUGUUAUACCACUCGACACCUUAUGUCUCAAUGCUUGGCAUUGUCAUGAUUGGUAUGGGAUUGAUGGCAUAUAUCAACGGUUGGCAACCACCAAAAGUUGAUCGAUAG
This is a messenger RNA of Sclerotinia borealis F-4128, 2277 nucleotides long. NCBI's taxonomy places the organism in Eukaryota, Fungi, Ascomycota, Leotiomycetes, Helotiales, Sclerotiniaceae. The record is from the annotation of a GenBank genome assembly.